Messenger RNA from Pelobates cultripes (western spadefoot toad), 9830 nucleotides. Lineage: Eukaryota; Metazoa; Chordata; Amphibia; Anura; Pelobatidae. The record is from the annotation of a GenBank genome assembly.
CGGUGAACCCGGAAGUGCAGCGUGGUUCUGCCAGGUCUGUGCAUGUUGAGUUACAAUUAGCAGCUAGCUGUGAUGGCCGCUCUCACCAGCAGGAGCAUAGUCUUUGUGACUGGGAAUGCCAAGAAACUCGAAGAGGUAUUAUCUUAUAUCUCUUAUGUUUAUUGAUUUACAUAGGUUUAUUAUGGUUACAUAGCAUAGAAAGUUUUGGUUGCUAAGUACGCGGUUAUUCUGUGUUCACUCUGCUGAUAUAUAUAGAUAGUGGCCCUGCAGGUCCAUUUAGUAGAGGUCUCUUGGGAAAAGUAAUAUUUAAUGUAAGGUCCUGCUUGUCAAAUGACAUUGAUGUUUAUUGAAUUGUUCUAAGUACUUAUAAUGAUGGUCACUAUGUAGCCCCCAUUUACAAUGACAUUCCACUGCCAUAAAACAAACUGUUUAGUAGAUAUAACCCCAAUGUAGGUAUUUAAACGGACACUAUAGUCAACAGAACAACUACUGUUUAUUCAAUUUGUUUUGGUGAGUAAAAUCAUUACCUUCAGGACUUUUGCUGUAAACACUGUCUUUUCAGAGAAAAUGCAGUGUUUACAUUACAGCCUAGUGAUAACUUCACUGGCCACUCCUCAGAUGGCUGUUAGAGAUCCUUCCUGGGUCAUGGCUGCCUAAAAUGCAUCCAAACAUUCAGUGCCUCCUCACUCUGCAUGCAGACACUGAACUUUCCUGUGUUUGAAUCAUGCUGGCUCUGCCUCUGAGCUGCCUCUUUGUCAGUCUCAGCCAAUCCUAUGGGGAAGCAUUGUGAUUGGAUCAGGCCACCACUUCUGAUGAUGUCAGCAGACAGCUUUUUUUUCUGAGGCAAACAACAUGCAGAGCUACAGCUUCAGGCUUGAAUACAGUAAGAUUUUGCUAUAUUUAUGGAGGCAUGAGGGGCCCAAGGGGGCUAGAUGGUGGUGUUAACUCUAUAGGGUCAGGAAUACAUAUUUGUGUUCCUGACCCUAUAGUGAUCCUUUAAUUUAAAACCGACUUGCAAAAGCUGCACACCUCUCUUCUGUAGCUUUUGCAAUCCCUCCUCCCCUCCCUUCAUAGCUCAGACUUUCUGUGGCUGUCUAAUCACAUUCUUUCCAGUGCAACUGAAGUCUUUCUAAGGCAGUUGCCCAGCUGUAUUGCCUGCCUCUUGAAUUUAGCUAAAUUAGGCUAAACUAAAAGGAAGUAACAUGGCAGGUUGACAGCUUGGUGGGUGGAGGUAACAGGUUUAAUUUAUACAAGUGCCAGUUUUCAAUUUUUAUUGAAAUCUGCACUUUUUGUAAAAUGGAGAAAAGGGGUCUCUCUUCAAACAUAAAGCUCUUCAGCAAGCUUAAGUGCUCACUUUUGGAGUGUUCCUUUAAGUAGGCUUUUUUUUUUUUUUUUUUUUUUUAAAUAAAAGAUGUUUCCUAACUGGCAGCAAUUAUUUCAAAACAACCUGGCAGCAUUCUACAUAUACAUACAGGUUAUGGUCCCAUAGAUUUUUUAUUUAUUUUUUACUUCUGAUUAGAAUAUACUUAUAAAAAACACAAAAAUAGGUGCUCACUAUAUACUUUAAGGCAGCAGUAAAUCUUACAAGGAUUCCCCAAAACCUUGUAGGAAUAGAGACAGAACACAAACACAAAAAAUAGAUAACCGUGCCUUAAAACACAGUAAUGUACAAAAAUGAAGUCAAAUAUAAAUCAUAUGUACAUACUUUUUUGUUAAAAGUCUAUGAAGUCUUUGGCUGUUAUACAGUGAUGCUUCUGUAUUCCCAAGAAAUUAUUGAGUGAGUCAUAGAUAUGUUAAAUAAAAAGGGUUUCACGUUUAAAUUGAGCUGUUUCAUUUACAAAUCAGUGGUGGCCAGCAUGCAGCUGUACAUUUGACAUGGCCCUACAACUUCAUAAUGUUCAGCCAGCAGCAGAUAGAAUCCCUUUCUUUUAAAACAAUUGCCAAGCUUUGCAGGUCUUGUUUCUCCAUUAUAGGAGAGUUACCUGGAGGUAACCGUAGAGAUGCAUUCACAAGCUUAUUUGCUUAUCCCUGGAUUGUAGCCAACUGAAAAUGUUAGGCCAAAAUAAAAAAACAUGUAAAAAGUCCCAGUUUAGAAAUGUUUCCAAUUCUGUUAUUGUUAUUUGCAAUUAUCUUGUCUUUUAGCUACGAUUUGUGGUCUAGUAAAAAAUGUAGAGGUUUUAUUAGGCUUAUAAACUAUACCAAUAGUAUGAGUUCUGAAAUUAAACUAUUUGAUUUAUGUUAUCAUCAUUAUGUGUAAUUCUGGCUACAUAUUGCUUACUUUCAUGAUUUGCUAAUUUUUUUUAAUUUAAUUUUUAAGGUUAUUCAGAUCCUUGGAGACAGAUUUCCGUGUAAGCUAGUGGCCAAGAAAAUUGACUGUAAGUUUUAUUUAUAGUUUCAUUCCUCCAUGAAACAAAACUUGCUCAAUGUUGUUAAUGUGUGUUUACUUAUUUUUUUUAUUUCUAUACCUGCAGUACCAGAGUACCAAGGUGAACCCGAUGAGAUUUCAAUUCAAAAGUGCAAAGAAGCUGCAAGACAGGUUGGUAAAGUAUCUUGAAGGAUGCAUGCCGAAGGAUGGCACGACUUCCAAGAUUGAGAUUGCUGCAAGAUUGCAUGGCAGAGCAAAGUGUUAUUACAUAAACCAUAAAAAAGUGCACUGUACCUUUAAAUUUAGCAAUUACUAUUUAUGCAUUUUGUGCUUGGCAACUGCUCAGUCAUUAAAGUGGCACUGUCAUGGCCGCAUCUGUUUUUUUGGUUUCUUUUUUAAACCCCUCUUCUGACUCCAAUACAUUUUAUAGUGCCCCAUGUCAUCCCUAAAUGUCCCUAGGCUCCUCAAUUUCUUUUUUAAUAACUUUAUUUUAUGCCCGGACAUAGCCAUCUUUGUUGUGGGCAGGUAAAGUCCCUGUGGGACACUUCAUCUGUCCACACUAGCGCUAUGAAAUUGAUGCUCGUGCCCAGUUAAACACUGGGGCAUUCGGACGGGAAUUUCGUCAAUUCAUUAAUUCUUCAGAAAUACGAAUGAAUAGACAUUUCGAAUGAAUGAAUACCUCUUCAUUCGUUUAGUUUAUUACAAGGAGGGAGCUACCGGCUUGCAGCUCCCUCCUUGUAAUAUGUAAAAAGAGAAGCGGCAGGGAGCAGUGCUCCCCGCCACUUCCUAACUCCCCCCAUGUCCUCCCUCAAUCUAUGGGGGUCAAUAUGACCCCCAUAAAAGUAUAAGGGAGAAUAAAAUCUCUUGAAUGCCCCUACUCAAACAGCCUGUGGCUGCUCACUGUUCUAAAAAAUAAGCUUCCCACCCCCUGACUCAAAUAAUGGGGGACCUAGUAUAGGCCCCCCAUGGUGGGGCAUUUUGAAAAACAAUUAACAGGGGAGAACAUAGUGUCGGUGCACCCCCUCCCUUUGUUACUUAGGGCCCCCACCCGCAGCUCAUGGGUGGGGGCCGGGAGGGGUGGAGACAAUAUGCCCCCCCCCCUUUUGUUACUUAGGGCCCCACCCUACGCUCAUGGGUGGAGGCCAGGGGGGGCGCCUGCCAAUAGGGUCCCACCCUAUUCUUGUUUACUUUUACAAUAGGUCCCCACUCUUGUUACUUUUGGCCCCCAUCUGCCGCUCAUGGGUGGGGGCUGGGAGGGAAGUGGGAAAGGAGUCAAUAUGUAUAGUUUGCCCUCUUCCCCUUUUGUUAUUACGGCUCUCACACGUCGCUCAUGGGCGGGGGGGACCCGUUCUGUUGAAUAGCCGGAAUGGGUGGGGGUUGACACUAUGUCCUUCCACGUAAUUAUUUUUCUACAUGCCCCACAAUGGGCACAGGUGGGGGCGGAUCAUUUAAUUGAUUUGAGGGGUAGGGAGCCACAGGCUGCUCACUGUUUAGUAUACAUGCCCCUACUCGCGGUAUAGCAAGUAGGGGCAUUCGGGAGAUUUAAAACUCCCUUAUUCACUAAUACUUAGUCAUCUUCACUUAGUAUUAGUAAAUAUGACUGAAAGACCAAUUUAGGUCUUUCAGCCUUUUAGUAGAUAGCUCCCUAAUACCAUGGGAAUUAGGGAGCUAUAUACUUGCGGCACGAAUAGAUCGGCAUUUCAUUAAUUCAAAUUAAAUUCCGAUCCAAAUAAAAGUCCCGAAUUGCGUCCCAACAUGAAUGGACAAAGUGUUCUCAUUCUGUUAGGACGAAAUUUGGUAGUUUCGCCUGCGUCCUGUAUAUGUGAUAGGACGUUCGGGAAUACUGAAAGCAGGCAUCGCAGGAUCACGGAGAAAAUGGUGAGUGGGAAAUUUUCUCUGACCCACAGGGAGUAGGUCAGAGCUGGUCAGACGUAGGAAAUAUACAUAAGACAAAGUAGUCCCUACUUUGUCUUAUGUUUUAAAGAAAACUAGAGCAGAUAGGAAGAAAAGAAGAACAGACCAUGAGAGAGGGAGAGAAGAGAAAGCAAUUAGGGAAAGGUAAGUUCGGCAUGACAGUGUUGCUUUAAUUAGUGUUGUAACAUAAGCAGAUAGAAAGUGUUUUUGUACAUUGUACAUAGAAAGUGUUAGACACUAAAGUUGUGAGUUCUUGGUAAUUCAAAGUUUCACAUUUGGGAAAAUUCUCAUCUAAGGUAGCUAUGGUUUUUAGUUUGGCUUUCUUAGCCCAAAAUUUGGAACUUGCAUUAAAUGCCUAUCAAAUCACUCUAUAAUGAUUAACUGUGUAUGUCUCCUUAUGCCUAAAUAAAGUCACAUUUUGAGCUAUGUUUAGGAUUACAUACAUUUUCAGAAGAAAUUUGCAUUCUGCCUAUACCUGGGGAUUUGGUGGUUGGUUUCUAAUAUUUCCCUUUAUGACAAUACUUUUUGUGUGUGUCCCCAUCCCCAGAUUCAAGGUCCUGUUAUAGUUGAAGACACAUGUUUAUGCUUCAAUGCAUUGGGUGGUCUGCCUGGUCCUUAUAUGUAAGUAUCAAGAAAUUAUGUUUUGUAUACAAUACAACAGUAGCUCAUAUGUUGUGACCUAAAAUUGGAUUCUACUGGUUUGAGAUCACACACAGCAUGCUCAUCUAGGACCCAGAUUACUACUUGGAUUAAGUCGCAUUAUUGUUUUCCCCACUGAACUGAAGACUCCUUUUACAAAGGCAACAGGUACAUUUUGGCAAGAUGUGUGUUUGUUUUUAAAGCUAAUAACCAUGAUUAAGAACUGCAAUUUUGUACAGAUUAAAAAUGUGUAUGUUGUAAAGCCUCCUAAAGGGUAAAUAACAUAAAAGCACCAUAAGGACUUUGCAUUACUGCAAUGUGUAUGUUUAUAUCUUUAGUGUAUAGACUGCAUUAAAAUAUGGGGUCAAUUUGUAGCUAGUAUUUAUUUAAGAUAGAUUUACUAUAGAAAUUAUAAUUCUACUAUUUAAAAAUCUCCAACGUCUGAUAUUAUUUCUUAACUAAUUCCUUUCAGUCCCAGUGGCUUCUACUUUAGCCCCGUGGCAUUACUGUCUAUUACUGAAUUAAAAUCUUAAUCAAUAACCCUCUGUAUCAUAAACAGUGGUUCUUUCUGAAGAGUGUGUAAUCCUGCUCAAAGAUUAAAAAAACUGUAAAAUAAAGUCAUUCCUGUCUAUUUUCUUUAUUUUUGAGACACCAUUCCGUGCUUGAUGUUAUUGAUUGUGUUCUAUGUGAAUACCAGGGUAAAGCCCUGCCAUUGGAUGAGAGCUGAUCACUCUCAGUCAAUGAGCUUUGCCCUGUUAUACUGUGUCUGGUGGACCACAGAUAUGUUUCAAAUGGUUUGACUUCUUACAUUGGGGAGGCACAGGGACUCUCCUGGCCCUGUAGCAGUUAUGGUGUUUGAAGUGUUGCUUUAACUUGUUGGAGAAUUAAUUAGCUAGUGUUUAUGGUGCCUCUAGUGAUACUAUAAUAUAAGUGGUAAGGGGCUUAUACUGUCCUGUAGCACAAGGGAUGCUGCAAGGAAGGAAGGAAUGAAUGGUUAGGACGGUAAGCUCAAGUAGGGUGUGGUAUUAAAGAACAGGAUUAUUUUAUUUUGAUUCAUUUUUGUUUUUUAAUGGCUUUUGAUCUUGCCCUCCUUUCAAGGUAAACCAUACAAGAUUAGAUUAUGUUGCCUCCACUAUACUAUAAAGGUUGUACUUCCCUCAAACUGUUGCUUCCUUUUUUUUCUGUUGCAGAAAAUGGUUUCUUGAAAAAUUAAAACCAGAAGGUAAGACAGUGAACCAGUUUUUAAAAAUUUUAAUAUCUGAACAAAGAUUAGCCAAGUGUUUGUUUGCAAAGUGCUAGUAUGCCGAUGCUGUAUCUAUUGUUAGUUUAAAAGUUCACUAUAGUGUCAGGAAAACAAAGUGGUUUUCCUGACACUAUAGUGCCCUGAGGGUGCCCCCACCCUCAGGGUCCCCCUCCCGUGGCGCUGAAGGGGUUAAAACCCCUUCAGUUACUUACCUUAAUCCAGCGCCAGGCUCCCUCGGCACUGGUCACCUCUCCUCCCCUACCGACGUCAGUGGAGCCGAAUGCGCAUGCACAGCAAGUGCCGCGCGCGCAUUCAAAGUGUCCAUAGGAAAGCAUUUCUUAAUGCUUUCCUAUGGGCGCUCUGCGCGAUGGAGGCAUAAUAUGCCUCCAGCGUCGCAGAUGCGCCUCUAGUGGCUGUCCGGAAGACAGCCACUAGAGGCUGGCUUAACCCUGCAAUGUAAACAUAGCAGUUUCUCUGAAACUGCUGUGUUUGCAUCUGCAGGGUUAAAACCUGAGGGACCUGGCACCCAGACCACUUCAUUGAGCUGAAGUGGUCUGGGGGACUAUAGUGUCCCUUUAAUUUAGCAAGCCUAAGUAAAACUACAGAUGCUUGGUGUGUAUUGGACCAUACAGAUAACUUGUGAAUAUCAUACAGGGUUAUCCACUAAAAAGUGAAUCGCUGUAAAUUCAAAGUGAUAUUUUUUUUUUAAAGUGGGUAUCAAAUUCCAGGACAAAAUUGCCAAGUUGGGGGGAAAAAACAAAAUACAAAUUCACUUUAAAAUCAUAAUAAUUCAAACUUUAGUGAAUAACUGUGGUAGUCGGGUAACAUUCUGUAAUAACCCAGAUUUCACACAGGUUUGAAGAACUCUUAAUAUUAAAGUGCAGAAUAAUAUUUUUGAGGAUACCCUAACAUGUGUUUGUGCGUAGGACUGCACCGUCUACUAGCGGGGUUUGAAGACAAAUCUGCCUAUGCCCUCUGCACGUUUGCUUUCAGCACUGGACGUCCAGAAGACCCUGUUCUGUUGUUUAGAGGGAAAACUCUGGUGUGUACAAGAAAUGUUGAUCUGUAAUUUAGAAAUGUUUUUACCAUGUUAAUACAUUUUAUUGUUUGUUUGGUUUUGUUUUGGCCAGCUGACCAGUGUGUCAAGUUAAAUUUACAGCUGUAAACUACAUAUUCAGUGCUCCAUUUUGUAUGCUUUAUAGUGGUUUCUAAAUUGUUGAAGUUUGAAUUGGUUAAAUGUCUCUACCACCUGUGCUGUUGGAGUUGUCCAUCAAUCUACCACCCUGUAAAUAAAGCAGUGCAUCAUUCCCUUUACAGGACUAUCGUACUGUCAUGCCUUGUCUGCUAUGUGUCUGGCACUUGCUGUUUUGGCUAAAAUUAUGCAAUUCAUACAUGAUUGUUAUUGACAGAAAGCUAAAAUACUAACCCCAAAAGGCAAUUAUAAACCUAAAUACCAUCCUUAGGGUUAGAUAAAAUUUUCCACAAUGUACAUUAUUUUAACCCAUUUUGUAGAUGAGUUGGUCACCAUUUAAACUGCCCCUUGGUUCACUGAUUAGUGUGUUUGCCUCCAGUCAGGAGCAUCUCAUUCUGGUCUCUGAGGACAGACCUUAACCUCUUAAAUCUCUGUCUAUAAUUAGCUUAUCUCAAAGAGCUGUUCCAGUCAUCAUGUAGGAUGCAGAAAUACUGUGCCUGUCAUUCGUUUACAGACAACCUGGUUCACUGUUCAGUGAACCAAGUUGUGUGCCAUUACUAUACUAUAAAUAUUUUUAUUACCGUAUAUUAUGAGCCUAACAAAUUAAGCCAGUCUCAACUGAUGCACUAAAUUUGCCUACUUAAUUUGAAAUGAUAUGAAUCGGUCCUGAUAGAGUUCCUGACAUUUUGUUCCUCCCUUGAAGUUUACUUGAUUUAUAAGAGUAACAUAAUCAAUUAACUUACUGAUAGACAUUAUUUGUAUUGAGCAAAAUUAAUCUUUGGUAUCAAAUGUCAAGACACACUUGGAAUCUGAUGCUUCUAGAGAAGUUAAACAUGUUUAAUUUUAUUUUCAGGGUCAAAUAGUGGAUCCACGUGGUCCUAGGGACUUUGGAUGGGAUCCAUGUUUCCAGCCAGAUGGUUUUGAAAAGACGUAAGUAGGCAUGUGUGCACAUUGAAGUAUAUUUAAAAAUAUUUGGCUAUCUGUAAUAACCACUGGGUGUCACUAUUUUACUGUAAUCUGUGUAGACAUUCACUACCGAAACUCUUUAAAUCUUUUUAGUAUUGCAAUGAUUUAAGCAAGAAAUCAUUUUACAAUACAUGAAAAUGUUUGUGUCCAGGUGAUCUAAUCAACAUUACGUUAAUUUAGGGUUUUUUGUUUUUUCCUCCCUUACACUAUAUCAGUCACUAUAUACGAGUGCAGGGGUAGGCAACAUUCGGUACUCCAAAUGUUAUAUUCUACAUGUCCCCUGAUACUUAAGAGCAUUAUGGAAGAUGUAGUUCACAGCAUCUCUAUCCCUGAAGGUUGUCUGCCCCUUUACUAGUGUUUGCAUUCUCAACCUCUCUUCUGCAAUAAGCAUAGGUUGUCAUGGUGCAUGGAGGUGUUGUUUAUAAAGUUCUGCAGCUCUAAACAUGCCCCCUUGCCUGUAACUUCAACCACAAUUACUGUAUGUACUUCCUCCUUUGAUUGUAUAGAUAUUUGUAUGGCUACCACUCGUUGUAUUGAGCAUAUUGUGCAAGUCCCCACCUUUUGUCUGACUAGAAAUGGUAGGUUCUCAAGCACUGUGUUUUCAGACUGCUGAUUGCUGUAUUACUAUGUAUUUCAUUAUAGGUAUGCAGAGCUCCCAAAGGAAGUAAAGAAUACAAUUUCUCACCGGUACAGAGCCCUGAAGGAAAUGUCUGACUAUUUCAUCCAGAACAGCUCUUCUUGAUGUUGUUCGUUAUGAAGGCUUAAAGGGGUAAGUUACUUACAAAAUACGAUCUCUCACUGUAGACACAAGAAAAGGCAUUACAUAUUUGAUGCCUGUGGGGUUUUGACAUAUUGAAGUGCAAAAUGUUACACAUCCUCUUGCCACUUGGAGGCUAAAGUUAGACAUGAAAUGGAAAGCCACGCAUGUUAAAAUUUUGAACAUGUAAUUUUUGAGGAUACAGAGGUUUUUAGCUUUAUUUCUCUUGGCCAUGUAUAUUAGGGGAUAUUAUAGGUAUCCAAACAAUCUUAUCUUAAUUAAGUGGAUUUGGUGCAUAGAUCAGGUCCCUGCAGUCUCUCACUGCUCAAAAUCACUAACUCCUAGCAGAAGGCUGCACCUGCAGACUACAAACACCAUGAAGUGUGUGUGUGUGUGUGUGUGUGUGUAUAGAUAUAUAUCUCACAAACUUACUUUUAUAAAUUAAUUUUAAAAAAGUUAUUAUACUCUUUUCUUUUAUACAACAGCUCUAUUUUUUUUAUCAGAGAAGACUUGUGACCUGUUGCAAAGUUAUGAGAAAUCAGAAAACCUCGGUUUGUUGAAGCUACACGGUGUUUCAUAUGAAAUGUAACCUGCACAUGGGGCAAAACUGUUCUAAAUAAACUUUUUUUUUUAUUUAAACAUAAUCUUCUCAUUUCUUUAACAUAACUAAAUGUGUCACUUGCAUUGACUACCAGUGGGACCUUUAUUAUUUCUCUUCCAUAUUUAGACAUGGACUAACUAGUUGUAAAAAUAU